Messenger RNA from Ramularia collo-cygni, 6408 nucleotides. RefSeq names its product related to N-end rule pathway, recognition component UBR1. Gene Ontology annotation, biological process: ubiquitin-dependent protein catabolic process via the N-end rule pathway; protein ubiquitination. The record is from RefSeq and is a predicted model, not a curated record. Gene Ontology annotation, molecular function: zinc ion binding; ubiquitin protein ligase activity. NCBI's taxonomy places the organism in Eukaryota, Fungi, Ascomycota, Dothideomycetes, Mycosphaerellales, Mycosphaerellaceae. Bases 1 to 6408 code for a protein of 2135 amino acids. The transcript has a single exon. Gene Ontology annotation, cellular component: ubiquitin ligase complex; cytoplasm.
AUGGUCCUGUCCGAUGCAGAGCGCGACCUCAACCGCAAAUUCCUCAUCCAGCCCUCCAAAUUCAGCUACCGCUUCACCGAUGCCGCCGACCGUGACCUGCGGAUAACACUGUUCAGAUCUCUGGCCGGAGGACGUGAGGACUAUCUACGAUACUUUUUCCCUAACGGAACCCCCUCUGACUCACAACCAUGGUCUCUCCGCAGUGCGCAAGGCGCGGUGGAUGGCGCGGAGUACUUGCCAGCUGCAAAGGGAACUGCCUGCGGGCWCAUCUUUAGGGUGGGGGAGAACACAUACUAUUGCAAGACAUGCGCCGCGGACGAUACAUGCGUGCUGUGCUCCAAAUGCUACGAAAGCAGCGAUCAUGAAGGGCACAUGGUCCUGAUCUCAACGUCAACCGGCAACAGUGGAUGCUGCGACUGUGGAGAUGCAGAAGCGUGGAAGAACGAAGUGCGUUGCUCCAUACACACGGCAGAUGUCGACCGAGGGCCUCAGUCAAAGUCGAGUGGUAAAGAGAGGGAGAAGCCUUCUUCGCAGAAUGCAAGUCAGCUUCCCCAGGAUCUGGUCGAGUCUAUCAGGACGACGAUCGCGAGGAGUGUGGACUACAUGUGUGAUGUCCUUUCAUGCUCGCCUGAGCAGUUGCGUCUUCCCAAAUCCGAGACUUCGAUACGCCAGGACGAAAGACUCUCGCGGCUGUCGGGUGUGUAUGGGGAAGAGAUACUACAGGCCAAGCCCGAGUUCGCACUCAUUCUUUGGAAUGACGAGAAACACACCGUCGACGACGUGCAGAAUCAGGUGGCAAGAGCUUGCGCGAACACCAAGAGAUUUGGUUUCGAAAAGGCGAUGGAGGUCAACGACAUUGGCCGUUCAAUCGUGCAGUUUUCCACUGAUCUAGGAGCGCUCCUACACAUGGCCGAAGUAAUCGAACAGAUCAAGGUCACUGUGACCAUUCGAUCCUCGCGAGACACCUUCAGGGAGCACAUGUGCGCAACUAUCAUCGAUUGGAUCUCGGACAUUGCCAACUGCGGGGUGGGGGAAAAUGAGCCCUAUCUCUUGAGGAAUAUUGUGUGCGAAGAGCUUCUCAACCCGUGGCGAGUAGGAAGUCAGGCGAUCAACAAAGACAUUGGCCAAGCCGGCAUCGACGAUCACGAGGUGGAAGACAACGAGGCAUUCCUGAGCCGGCGGAGGCUUCGAGCGUGGAUGCAACCUCUGAGACCUGCUGCGAACGUCAUACGCGUGGAGGUGGAACUUGACGAUACGACCAACGAAGACGACGAUGAUGAGAACGACGUUGACGAUGACGAAUAUGACGAUUUUGAUGAUAUGGACAUCGAAGAGGACAAUGACAUGGAUCUAGAAGUCGACGAAUCUAGGAUAGAUGCCGCGGACAUGGACAUUGACAUUUUGGAAGAGGCCGACGAUGUAACCGAGUCGCUAGAAGCUGCUCUGGGAGGCUACCCACCACCACCGCCUCCUCCUCCGCGAAGCCACAACAGACGAAGAAUCACGACACCUGCCGAAAGCGACGACGGCGAAGGCGAACAGGUGCGGCCGCCAUACAAUGCUCCGUAUGAGAAUGUCCCGGCUACACCCAAGCUUGCGAGACCACGCCGCAAUCGACCCAGCAAGCACUGGCUUGAGAAGCCUCAAGGUUUCAGAGGGCCUCGACCAAGCGAGCCGUGCGAAGAUCUGUGGCAGCGAGUGCGACUCGAUUUCUUGAUCCUCUAUGACUUGAGGCUGUGGAAGAUUCUUCGAAUCAACUUGCGACACCUCUACAUCACCACAGUUGUCACAAUACCCCACUUCAAGCGCAUAAUCGGAUUGCGGCUUGCGGGUCUCUAUACGGCUCUUGCUCAGCUCUACCUCAUUGCAGACCGUGAGCCGGACCACUCUAUCAUCAACCUGACGGUACAGAUACUUACCACCCCAACCAUCACCCAGGAAGUAGUCGAGAGGGGCAAUUUCUUGACGAAUCUCAUGGCAAUUCUAUACUCCUUCCUCACAACCCGUCAAGUUGGCUUUCCCGAGGAUGUCAGUAUGAGGGCAACAUUGGCAUUCGACGCCGGUGCAGUUACGAAUCGCCKAAUCUUCCAUUUCUUUAUGGAUCUCCGGUGGUUGUUCCAGUCCGAAUUCGUACUUUACAAGAUUCGCAACGAGCCACGCUACUUGCUUCAAUUCCUGGAUCUGGUCAAGUUGCAUCAAGGUGUAUGCCCAAAUGUGCGCGCCACUGUUGAGCAUGUUGAGUACGAGUCCGACGCGUGGAUCAGUGCCAGCUUGAUCGUCAAGGAGGUCAACAAGCUGUGCAAAUUCAUUGCGGUCGCCUUUGAGUCCAGUCCUACCUCUGAUGAUGGCAACAGAGCGCUCCAACGUGCCAUCCGUACGGUUGCGCAAGUUACCAUGAUCAACUCGUUUGGCUAUGAGCGAAAACGAUUCAGCGCUGCCGAGGUCAAAGAUGAUCUUGCCUGGCAUCAAGUCGGCCCCUUUGAAGCUAAUGGGAAACUCUACAGCGUGCCCAAGUUUGUGGUGCAGGAAGAACCUAUCAGUUUCCACCAUCCGCUACAUUACCUCCUCUCCUGGCUGGUGGAGAAUGCUAGGAGUGUCAGUCGUGACGAGAUGCGAACUCUACUGCACUUUGCGCCAGAGGACCUCAAGGACCCUUUCAACGCGACCAAGACCGCGCCUGCGCCGGCCACGCUGACCUCCGAUGAACUGCUCAGCGCCAUCUUCGAUCAUCCUCUACGGACGUGCGUCUGGCUGUCUCAGAUGAAGGCAAGCAUGUGGGUCAGGAACGGCAUCACGCUCAGACACCAAGCACACACCUAUCGUAAUGUUUCGCACCGAGAUGUGGGGUAUCAGCGCGAUAUCUUGCUAGUCCAAGCCGGCCUGGUACUCUGUGGCGAUGAGCACGAGCGUCCAGGAGAGAGGUUCCUAGCCCAGAUGAUUGAUCGAUUUCAGGUGGGCAACUGGGUCAAGGGAAAUUUCGACCUCAUCCCUGGCUUCGAAGAAACACAACAGCUAGACGUGAUUGAAGACUUCCUUCACCUCCUGGUCAUUGUUCUCUCCGAACGGGGAAAUCUCCUGCCGAGCGUUGAUGAGAUGACGCAACACGACAAAGUGCUCCAGCACGAUAUCGCGCACGCUCUAUGCUUCAAGCCGCUGUCUUUCAGCGAGCUGGCAAGCAGAGUCACUGAAAAGGUUGGCGAGUCGGACGAUUUCACACGUGUGCUUCACAGCAUGACCAACUUCCGCGCACCCGAAGGACUCAGCGACACUGGCACAUUUGAGCUGAAGUCAGACUACAUCGAGCUUGUCGAUCCAUACUACGCUCACUACUCUCGCAAUCAUCGCGAAGAGGCAGAGAACAUCUACAAGAAGCACAUGGCGCGCAAGCUUGGCAAGAAGGUCGAGGAUGUUGUUUAUGAGCCGCGCCUUGAAGCAAUCGACAGUGGCUUGUUCGCCAACCUUGCUGGUUUUACAUCCACUCCUCUUUUCGUGCAGCUACUGGGUGCAGCGUUUCAAUUUGCAAUCAGCGCCAAGCGGGCCGCGCCCAAAGUGCAGUCUACACGGGUCGAGACUUUCCUUCAUAUGGUAUUGCACCUUACCAUGCUUGCCGUGAUGGAAGACAAGAGUGCGAGAAGUGCUGACAGCGGGUUUGUGUUUCACGCUGCUUCGUCUGUAUGCAGCUACGMCACGUCUGAUAAAACCGAAGGCAACCCGUCCACGGAGCAGACGAGUCUGGUCAAGCUAUUGCUCGAGACAUCCCACCAUGGCGAGUAUACCUCUUGUCACCCUGCUAUCAAACAUGUACUCUCGCGGAUGGAAGCCUGUCAGCCUGAAAAGGUAGCCGCCGCGACCGGUCUGMACAGCCUCGAUCGCUUCCUUUGCCGUGGUGAUUCUGGAUCUCCAGCGCCUCUCCCAGCCGAAGACAAAGAACGCAGAAAGCAGGAAGCCCUCGCCCGCCAAGCUAAAGUGAUGGCUCAGAUGAAGCAGCAGCAGAAUAGCUUCUUGCAGAAUCAGGGUCUGUCAAGCUUUGAUGAUGAGCUGGAUGACUUUGAGGACGACAUGUCUGUUACUGAUGACGCGGAAAAUGUCGAGCGCCGUAAGACAUGGAGUUUCCCGACAGGUACCUGCAUUCUUUGUCAAGAAGAGACCGACGACCAGCGUCUGUACGGAACCUUUGCCUUUCUCGGGGAGAGCAACAUCCUCCGCUCGACUCCUGUUGAGAACUUUGAGUACGUCAAGGAAGUUGCUGCUACCCCUUUGAGUCUCGAUCGCUCUGCAGAGGACAUUCGUCCAUUCGGCGUGUCUGGUGACAACAAACGGAAAGUAAGAAAGGAAGGGGCCAACGGUCGGGCCAUCGUAACCGAAAGACAAGAGUUGUCUAGAGGUUUCCCACACCAGAAAGAGGGGAUCAAGGGGCCUGUUGCUACCAGCUGCGGCCACAUCAUGCACUUCAACUGCUUUGAGCUGUACCUGGCAGCUACGCAGCGUCGUCAUUCACAACAGAUCGCACGCAACCAUCCCGAGCGAGUCGAGUGCAAGGAGUUUGUCUGCCCACUCUGCAAAGCCUUGGGCAACACAUUUCUUCCCAUCAUAUGGAGGGCGAAGGAAWGCGCACAUGAGCAUGAAGUUCACGCUGCAAAGACGUUCCAGGAUUGGCUCAACGAUGCUGACUCAGCCUACGCCGCCGACCUCUCAUUCUUGGACAAUGACGAUGCGGGCUCUGCUAUUACUCGAAAUCAACAGGUGCGCGAUUUUCACUCGCAGCGACUGGUGCCAUAUGUGGCGAGCAUGUUCGCGCCAUCUCUUGUACAGCAGGACAUGCAGGACCUCUCACUGGAGAGCCAGCCUGCAAGUCAGACUAGUCGUCGCCCUAAUUUCAGUGCGGCCGCUGUCAGUCUGUUCUCCAGAUAUGUUGGAGCACACCCAAACCAUACUCAGACCCCUCAAUCACCGUCCACGGGAGAAGGUCGGACAAAUGACCUCUGCCUUGCCUACCGCCGCAUUGAAGAGACCAUCAGGGUCAAUGGUCUGAAUGGAGCGCAUACCGGGCUUGGGAAUGCUGUCGGUGUCAUGUCCCGCUCCCUUGGAUUGUCCAUCUCAUCGUUUGAGAUCACAUUUCGGGGCGUGAACAACAGCCCCAGCGCUACGACAUUGAUCGCCGAUAUGCCAGAGCAAGUCCUGACCCACCUCCGCAUCAUGUCCGAGACGAUCGAGUCGUACCUCGCCGUGAUGACGUUGCCAACUGGUCCUAAUGCCAUUGCACGCGAGACGAUCCGAAAACGGGACAUUAUGGCUGUGCAGCUGUUCGGCGAAGAGUCCGAAGCACGCAUGGUGAACCUGAAAAACAUGACUGGAACAUUGCUAUUCCAGGAUGACAUCUUCCUCUUCUUUGCCGACUGGCUGUCGUACAUGGCACCAGAUGUUGCAGAGGCCGCUUCCAUUCUGCGAAUCUGCUAWUGGGCAGAGCUUGUCAAAGCGAUCUUUGUGAUGCGCAGUGUGGUGAGAGAACAAACCGAUCUUCGACAUGGCAACGAGCCGAGCAAUCAACAGUUGAAGCAUGCGAUUGAUGCAAUGCAGUUGGACGACAACUAUGGCGACCAACCACUGGACGAUGCUCAAGUCGCCAUUUUGCGCGUGAUUCUUGACAAAUAUGCCCUGGCCUUCUUGCGCAAAUCUGCCGUGCUGAUGGUGAUACGAUAUGGUCUUGAUCUCGAUUGCCCCUACAACGUCAAUUCAGAAGCCCCGGAAUUGGAACGACUGACAGCACAUUUACACCUGCCUUCGCUUGACGAAAUCUGUGCCAUCUUUACGUCUCAGAGCACCGCGGGCCACAAGCUACGAACCAUUACCGGCCGUUGGAUCUCGCAAGCAAUUACCAUCACACGCCACGAGUUGGCCAGUUCAGACACCUCCUCGACGUCAAUCACUGUGCCACACCCAGCAAUAUUCGAACUGGUCGGUCUGCCAAUGAACUACGACGUCCUCACAGAAGAAGCCAUUCGUCGCCGAUGCCCGACUACUGGCAAAGAGAUCACGGACCCAGCAAUCUGUCUUUUGUGUGGUGAGAUCUUCUGCUCACAAGCCRUCUGUUGCAUGGAUGACAAACGUCUCGGAGGAUGCUAUCAGCACAUGGAGAAGCACGGUCUCAAAGUCGGAAUUUUCAUCAACAUCAAGAAGUGCAUGGUGCUUUGCCUUCACGGGCCUGGCAGUGGCAGCUGGCUACCAGCUCCCUAUCUUGAUAAGCAUGGCGAGACGGAUCCGACAUUACGCAGACAUCAUCAGCUGUUCUUGAACCAGAGACGUUAUGAUAAAUUAUUGCGGGAUGUGUGGUUGAAUCAUAUGAUCCCUACGGUCAUAUCGAGAAAGUUGGAGAGUGACAUCAAUCCUGGCGGAUGGGAGACAUUGUAG